AGUCCGUGUUCUAGCAUUACCGCGGAUAGCGUCAAGAAACUCGCGCCGUUGAAUUUAUUGAGUGAUUAUAGACGGAAAUUCGCCUAUAUGCAGUCAAUACGUAAUGUAGUUUGAAUGAUAAUAACUAAUUAAACGGAAGAUGAGUGCGACAUUCUCGAUAAAAUAUCCCGAAGGAUGCAAAGAAAUAAGUGAUGAUUUGAGCGAAGAAGAACUUCAUCGAAGACUUAAAGUACUGGCGAAAGCCUUGCAAGAUUUUGGAGAGCAAGAAGACGAAAAUGCACCCGCCGACGCACAAAUGUUCGAUGGCCUGGCUGAACAUCUAGCUAGUGAAUGUUUCCUGUCUCACCGGAGUAGAGAUAUACGUAUAUAUGUUGCUUGUAGUGUUGCCGACAUCCUAAGAAUCAGUGCUCCAAAUAAUCCUCUAAAAGAUGUCAGAGUUAUAAUGGAUGUAUUUAACUUCUUUGUGAGAGAAUUGAAAGGUUUAGCUGAUGUUAAUGGACCGAAUUACAAAAGAUACUUUUAUUUACUUGAAGAAAUCACUUGGUCCGGUGCAAUGAAUAUUUUACAUGAAUACGAUGGCUGUAUACCAAUUUUUUGUAAUCUUCUGAAAUUCGUUUUUCAGUGCAUUUCAAGCCAACAUAGUAAACAAAUGACAACUCUAUUUAUUGAAUUAUGUGGUACAAUACUAAAUGAAUUUGAUACCAUUCCUCCUGAAAUUAUUGAUAUAAUCCUUACACGAUUGGUGGAACCCAAUAAGAGUAAUGCCCCUCUGUCAUAUAAUAUAGCAAAAAGUGUCGUAACUAAAUGUGAUGAUAUCUUAUCAAGAUCAUUGGUUCAGUAUUAUACGAAUAUCAUUUUGUUGGGAAAGAAAGCGAAUUUAGAACUUGGAGAGAAAUAUUACGAAGCAUUCUACCAGUUAUUUUCCAUAUCCCCUAACGUUGUUCAAUUAGCCUUAUCUCAGUUUGAAUUUAAGCUAAAGAGCACGGAUGACUCAGACAGAAAAAAAGCUACUCAACUGUUACUUCGAAUUUUUUCCUCGAAUAGCUAUGACGAGACUGAAAAUCACAAAAAUCUUUGGUUUACACUUCUAGGAAGGUUUAACGACAAGGAAGUUGCUAUUAGAAAACUAUGCUCUCAAUUUGCUCAAGAGUUCAUCCUAAAUAAACCAGAUCUUAUCGAUGAAAUAACUGAUCAUCUAUCUCAGAGAGUCCUUGACACUGACGAAACAGUUAGAUAUGAAACAGUGGCGGCGAUCAUAUCAGCAGCCCGGAAAGAUAUUAAAAAAGUCAGCGACGAGCUCCUUGUUUUAGUUAAAGAGAGAACUCUAGACAAAAAAAUGAAAAUUAGACGAGAAGCGCUAAUGGGUCUCGCACAAUUAUAUAAGGCAUCAUGGAAUAGUAAUGAUUCUGAGUCUAUUGAAAGAUUAUCAUGGAUAAAGCAGAGAGUUUUAUACUCGUACUAUCAGCAGCUAAACGACGACAAAAUUUUAGUUGAAAGAGCUUUUCAAGGGCAUUUAGUUCCCUACAACUUAGAUGUGCCAGAGAAAGCUAGAAGAUUAUAUAUUCUUUAUGCAACAGUUGACGAAAGAGCUAUUAAAGUUUUGAAUGAAAUUUUUCGAACCCAAAAGAAAUUUCGAGAUUUCACCAGUCAAAUUCUAGACUUAUUGAAGAAUGGCUUAAAAACCGAAAGAAUACAGCAUGAAGUGAAUUCCAGAUUACAAACUUUGAGUAAUCAACUCCCUGAACCGACCAAAACUUUAGAUUACUUGAAAAAAUUAGUUAAAAUGAUUGAAGCUGACAACCGAUUACGAAAUUGCAUAACCAAGCUGCUUGAUGAUGACUGCAGUUGCAAGAAGAGUGAAGAAUAUACGAGAGAGAUCCUGAAAAAAAUGGGCAAUGCUGUUCCAAAUAAUCAUUUAUACAAUUAUAUUAGGAAUUUCGUUGAACGAAUUGCUUCGUUGAUGAUCGAUGCGACAGUUAUGAAAGAAUUAUUCACUUUGGUGGACGAUGCUAUCAACGGCACUGGUGAUGCUCUGGAGGGAGUUAAAGAUGCUGCAAAAUCGGGAAUACAGUUACUUCAAACUUUAGCACCAGUUUUUCCUCAUUGUUUCAAAAACGAAGAAGUUCUUGAGUUUCUCACAACUUUUGUAGAAAACGAAGAUGAUGAUAUAGCUUGCACGACUUUACAAAUUUUCUGGGACAUUGGUUCUGAUUUGCAAAAGAAAUUCCCAACUGUUUUUCGAGAUCUCUUACCCAUAUUGCAAAGAUUUGCCAAGUGUGGAACUGCGAAACAAGCAAAAUACGCCGUGAAGUGUAUUGAAAAAAUGGACAAAAAUAAUAAGUCAAAACUUUACGCCCCAAUAUUCGAUCACAUCGAAAAACAUCUAGAUGUUGAAUCUUCAUCAUUUUUGGUGUCAAUUGUUGUCAUGGGACAUGUAAGUCGCAUUUGUCCAGAAGAAUAUUCAGGAAGAGCUAGAAAAGUAGUUGUUGAUGUUAUCGUUAAGGAUCUUUUAAUGGUUGAUCGAAGCAAUGGACGACAUUCCAAUGAAAAUUGGUAUAGCGAUAAUCUUGUGUCCUACGAGACAUUGUGCAAGAUGGAAGGGAUGAAGAUGAUGGUAAGAUGGCUGCAAGGAAAACAAUCUGAUAAGAGCAACAUAGCCACAAGCACUCUACGCUUAUUAUUCACUGUUAUCAAACACGACGGAGACUUGAUGGAGAAAAAGAAAAUAAAUAAACCGGAAAUGGCUAGAUUACGAUUGCAAGCUGGCUGUUGUAUACUAAAGAUAGCAGAAGAGAGGAAUUACUACGAAUUAGUUAGCAACAGUUAUUUCAACAUGAUUGCAUUUCUAUUGAACGAUACUUGUCCAGAGGUGAGAAAAAUAUUUGCAGACAAACUUUUUAAAGGACUCUUUUCCUUGAAACUACCUUUGGCGUACAUGGCGAUUUUCUGUCUCGGAGCAAAUGAACCAGAUAAGGACAUUAAGACACAAAUUAAGACAUAUUUACACAAUUGUAUAAUGAAACGACGAACCCUUAUGAAAAGUAAAACAACUGGAAGUCAAGCUAUUGUUUUCCAAUUGCUUCCGGAUUAUGUUUUGCCUUAUGUUAUACAUCUUUUAGCUCACGAUGGUGACCUAUUAGACAAUGAAGAUGUAGAAAGUUUAAAAAAUACUAAAGAAUGUUUAUGGUUUAUAAUGGAACCAUUGAUUAUGAAAAAUGACCAGUAUAGUUCUGCCUUCUAUAGGCAAAUGAUUGAACAAAUAAAAACAUGUAAAGAUGCAAAUGACCCUGAGAACGAAACUUUGAACAAAAAAAUAUACGCAGUGUGUGAUUUGGCGAUGAAUAUAAUUUUAACAAAACCCACAACGGUAGACAUAAGAGAAUUUCCUGCAGAACCUCUUCUCCCUUCAAAAUUAUUUCAAAAACCAGAUGUCCCGACUACAAAUACAACUAUUUAUCUACCAAAGGAGCUGCAGAUCUCAUCUAAACAAAUAAGCAGACGUCACAAAACUGAGGCUAAGGAAGAAGUUAAAGUAAAUGGUGAUAGUGAACCAAAGGCAAAGAAACGCUUGUCAGACGAUAGUGCACCAGAUGUCAAGAGACAAAAGAAGGAUGACUGGAAACCAGUAGACUCUAGUUCAGAAGAGGUUGCUGAAGGGGAAGAUGAUGUAGAGCAUUAUACUCCUCGACCCACAAGAAGUGGUAGGCAAAAAUCAAAAGAAAUAAAAACUCCUGCCUUGGGUAAAGAUUAUUCUGAAGAAGACAAUGAAGAGGAGGAAGAGGAAGAGGAGGAGGAAGAGAUAGAGGAAAUAGAGGAGGAAAGCGUUAUUGAAGAAAAACCCGCACCCAAACCUCGUAGAGGGCGAACAAGGAAAGCAUCUGAUACACCUGUUAAAGGUCAGCGGGGGAAACGUCGGAAAAAAGAAGUUGUUAAUGAACCAGAGAAAGAGGAAGAUGAUGAUAAGGCAACCGAUGGGGACAUUGAUUCUGACGAAGACAUUGACAAGAAGGCUUCAGAUGAGGAAAACGAUGCACGAGGCAGACGAGGCUCACGAGGGAGAGGACGAAUAGCUAACGCCGCAAGAAAGAAGUCAACACCAGUUAAAAAGGAUAAACAAACGAAAAGGUCAAAAAGAGUACAAAGACAGAAAUCUUCCUCCCAAGAUCUUGAUCAAUCAACAUCUGUUGAGUCUAGUCCUGAAAAACCAACUAGACACAGGAAAGUGGGAAGGCCAAAAAAUCCACUUAUUUCCAACUCAAAAACGACGCCAUCUGAAAGAAACGCCGUGACUUCGCCAGUAAGUAGGAGCAGCCAAGAAUCUCAUGAUUCUCUGCUGAGGCAAUCAUCUAGGCGACGGCAAGUGACAGAAAGAAUGGAUCAGUAUAUGAGGAAGAGAACACCAUCUGCUUCACCUAUAAAAUCUAAUGCGUCUCCAAGUCCAGUAAAAGGUUCAAGGAUUACUAGGUCAUCUGUGAGUAAUCAGACGCCGCCUAAAAAGAGAACAAGUGGUAGGCAAACGCAAGCAGAAACUAAACCGAAGGCUGCUGGAAAGAGAAAGCGAUAGUCCCUUCAAUCUGUAAAUUUUCAAACAUCCUACGAAACACCCAAAGAAUUUAUCCACCGAAUCUCGCAUUCCAAAAAAAGGGGACUUGGAGUGUUUGCUAAACUUUAUAGUAUAGAUACACCAUAACUUUGUGCUUCGUUUUCAUAUUCUGUAUAUUUAGCUGUAUGAUGCGUUAUGUUUAUGGAACGUCAGUGACAUUUGUAAACUCUUGUAAGUAAUCUAGUUCAUGUAUGAUAAGAUAUACAUUAGUGAACGUAAAGUGAAAGGUAUUUUACUGACAAUUUUUUUCUUUAACUUUUACUAUUUUUAUGAGUGAAUGAGUUUCAUAUGUAUACAAGUUUUGUAUUAUAAAUUGCAUUUCAUUACAACUAUUACUAUCUCAACCAGAUAUUCAGUUGCAGUUGCAUUUGCCAACAGUCAAUUAAUAUUUUUGUAAACUAUUCAAACAAACAUUAACACUAAUAUCAUAACGAAAUUGUAAACAGCUUGUGUAACCAUGAAGGAAAUAGAAAGCAAAACCUUGAAAAAGCUAUAUGAAAGUCUUUGUUUUUAUCACGUUAAAGCAUUAUAACCACACAAAGCAAAGAAGGCACAUAACGAUAAAAAAUAAACUUCUCUUUAUAUCGAAAUACUUUACGUUCAUUAUAAAUGAAAUAAUUAAAAAUUUAUGGUUCUUAGAACACUGUAGGAUUAUAAAAAUUCCUCUAUUUGAACGGAGUUCAUCGCUUAUCAUAAAAUUUCAAGUGAUUAGUUGAAGAGAAUCUAAAAAAAGCCUAUCUAUUACCAAGACUUACAAAGUAUGAUAAAAUUACUUAGAUAUUUCGACAUAGGUACUAAAUUUGUACUUUGUUAUUCAAUAUUACAUGUAUAAGAAAUUAAUGGAAUAUUAAAAGAUACUUUGAACCGUUUAUCAAUGAAAUAUUCAAUUUCACAGGAAAUAGUUCAAAGUAGGUGAAGUUUUAGUUCGAUUAGAAACUAUACGGUAAUAAGGAAAAUAAGAGGGAGCGAAAAAAAGAGAGACAAAUAAACAAACUAACUAGCUAGCAGCAGACGCCUUAUUUUGAUAAUAAGAUGAAGACAAAGACUAGAUGUUAUAUCAAUAAAAAAAAUAAACAAAGAAACAAAUCAUAUCUAUUCUUCCAAUAGGUUUAAACAAUCAAACGUAAAUAGGACUAGAAGUAAUAGGAUUUCGGUAUCAUUUAAAAAAAUGAAAAGAGGCUCUCGGUUAAAGGUUAAACAAGGAGUUAAUUAGCGAAGAAUUUCGAAAUAAAGAGCAUGCUCAUUUCAUAUAAAUAACAAUC
Molecule: messenger RNA, 5865 nt
Organism: Dimorphilus gyrociliatus
Lineage: Eukaryota; Metazoa; Annelida; Polychaeta; Dinophilidae
Source: the annotation of a GenBank genome assembly